AUGGGUCAAAACCAGCAAGCGCAAUCGCAGGAUGAAGAGCUGGAGUUGAUCAGCAUCCAGGACCUGUACAAGUCAUUCAUCAUGGAGUGUCCCAGCGGUUCUUUGUACCUGCAUGAGUUCAAGAGGAUGUUCGGGGUGCACAACGGUACACCUGAGUCAGAAUACAUGGACAACAUCUUCAGAGCGUUCGAUAUGAACGAUGUGAGUAAAAUGCUUGUCUGUUUGCAAUAAGAGCGACUAUAGAUCGUAGUGUAUCCAAUCAAUGCUGGCAUGUUUGGGUCUCAAUGGUAACAAGCUCCUGUCUCACUGAUUUCAGGAUAACACCAUGGAUUUUAUAGAAUAUGUGGCAGCACUUAAUCUUGUCCUGCGUGGAAAACUUGAAGAUAAGCUGCGGUGGUCUUUCAAGGUGUUUGACGGUGACGAUAACGGUCGACUCGACAGGAGUGAACUACGGAAAAUUGUUAAGGUAAAAAGUGAUAUUUUCACCUUACUUGGCUGUGUAGAUUUUCUGCAUUAUAUAGGAGACAAUCUCCUCCUUUUCUGAAGAGAAGGUUUAAUGUGUUGAGUCAAGAGAUGAUUUGAUCUUUGUGAAGGUUCUCAAUCAUCCAGGUUGUGGUACUUCUGGGCUUUUUAAAGAACUUCAACAAAAUCUAGUUGCUUUUGAAAAUGGUUUAAGGUGGAUUAUAUCGUAUAGCUUCAGAUAGGUAGUUUUAUGUUGCGUAUAGUACCAAUUGUCAUUAAUUGUAAACUGUAGGCACAUGUGAACGGUUGAACUGUUGGUUGGAUGUCAAAGUAUAGCAAUAGUUACCUUAGAGGCUUGCAUGUAAACAGUUUAAACUCCCAUGCAAAAGUCUGCAGCUUUUUAAAAUGGACUGAUUUGGUUGAUUUACACAACGUUAGGGGUUAGCUAACAUGAUAGCACCCCAUGACUGAUCCUUUCAGGACUAUGAAUACUUGGAUCAAUAAUGACAAUCACUCCAGUAUUUGUUGAUUCAAAGUGGACAAAUGUUGGGAACAGACCAAUUGAUAAUAAGGCCAUCGGGGUGAUGUUCUCGCCUCUUUAUCAUGGCUGAAAACCAUGAUAUUCCACCAAAAUACCAUGAAUCAAAAUGAAAAAGGUUUUAUUUUCUUCUUUGACUUUCAGAUCAUCUACAAGAUAAAAAAGGGUAACGUACCGGAUGAAUCAGGAGCAGUGAUCCUCACUUCUGAGCAAGUGUGCGAGCGCAUCUUUCAGGAGGUGGACGUGAACAGCGACGGUAUGUUGACCUCACACUGAAAUCCUUCAAAAAUGGGUUGCCCCUGAUGUUAAUCCGUGUAUAACUCACCCAGAGUUGCUUUGUUUGUGCUGCAGGUCAGAUUACGCUGGAGGAGUUUGUCGAGGGGGCACAGAGGAGUCAGUGGCUGCAGAGUUUCUUAAGACUCGAUAUCAAUCCUAAUGGAUAUAUCCAGAAGUACAUGUGUGACAGGAAACUCACAGAGCCCAGAGACACCUGA
This is a messenger RNA of Xyrichtys novacula (pearly razorfish), 1494 nucleotides long. NCBI's taxonomy places the organism in Eukaryota, Metazoa, Chordata, Actinopteri, Labriformes, Labridae. The record is from the annotation of a GenBank genome assembly.